CCCUCGCAAUAGUUUGCAAAGGACCUACAUUUGCAAGGGAACGUAAAAUUACGCGAGGGAAUGCAACGUCAUUACCUUUUUAUUUUUUAGCCCCUUAAAGGCUCCGUAAUAUUCUGUACUAAAGAGGGGGGUCGUACAGGAGGUGGAUCAGCACUUUAAAUCAGCCUGUUACUGUAAAAUGGAAAAAUAAUACCUGGGUUUUCAUUUGAAAGACGAAACACAUCAGAUACAAAUACUGUACAGAGCAGUCGAGCAUUUGGAGCGGCAGCUCUUCCGAUGUUUGUGCUUUAAAAGCGAGUUAAAGGCUCUGAGACUCUUUCAGUUUCGAUUGCUUCCUCCUCGCUUCUUGUUGGUGCGCUGUCAAGACUUUUGUCCGGAUCGCUGAAAAUGAGCAUGGCUCAGGCCUCGCUUCUAGAAACUGAACUGCAGCAGCUGGAGUGUCAUUUCACUUGGGAGCUGAAAAAAGAGGAUACAAAUAUCACUGAUCUUUUAAACAGGCUGGAGCAGCAUGACGAGUUUCAUCUUGGUGGGAAAGCAGGAGUUGCACAGACCAACAACUCAUUAGCGUUUGUGAAGUACCUCCUAGGGUUUCCUACAGAAGCUCUCAGCUGCUUACAGAAAUCUGUGGAGCUCACAAAAGAGUUCCAUGAGAAUGACUGUGACAAGUGGCUCAUAGUCACCUAUGGAAAUCUGGCCUGGCUACAGCAUCACAUGAAAUGUUAUGCUGAAUGUGAAAGCUACCUGGAGAAGCUCAGAGACAUUGCUGAGAGAUUCCCAGCAGAACCCGCUUCUGCUCUCCAUCAUGAAGUGCUUGGUGAAAAGGCCUGGGCCCUGUUCAAGUUCUCUCGAGAGAACUAUGAAAGAGCUACAGUGUGCUUCAGGAAGGCCUUGGAGCUGGAGCCCAGGGACCCUCAGUGGAAUGCUGGUUAUGCAUUUGUGCUUCACCGAACAGAAUCUGGGUCUUGCUCCAGGCCAGAUGAUUCGCCAGCAGUUACACAGCUGCGUAAGGCCAUAGACACAGAUCCAGACAAUGAUGAACUCAAAGCUCUCCUGGCACUGAGGCUUGCUGAGUUUGAGUCUGAGUAUGAUGAAGUUGAGAAUUUGGUGCAAAAGGCUCUAGAGGGUUCUCCUAAUGCUCCUCAUGUGAUUCGAUAUGUGGGCAAAUUCUUAAGGGCCUAUGGGUCUGUAGAUAGGUCCAUCGCUCUGCUGAAGAGAGCAUUAGAGCGCUCGCCCAACUCAGGCUUCAUACACCAUCAGCUAGCACUCUGCUACAAGUGGAAGAAAAUUUCUCUGCAAAAGAAAGAAAGCCGAGAUUCACAUAGUGCUGACGCUGAGAUUCAGAGGCUUCGGCGGCAGUGCAUCUAUCAUUUAGAGAAGGCCACCACACUGAAGACUGACUUCAUUAUUGCUAUGACAGAGCUGGCUGUUCAGUAUGGAGAGGAUGACAAACUAGAUCGUGCAGAACACCUGUUUCAGGUAACUCUGAAGAUAGCCGAAGAGAAAAACGAGUUCCUACAACAACUGUAUUUUUACUAUGGGGAGUUUCAGCAGUACAGAAAGAGGUUCCUGCCCCUGGCCAUCAACUACUACAAGGAAUGUCUGAAAAUAGACCAUGGUUCGAGAGAUGGGAAGAAAAGUGUCAAAAAACUGACCAAGAUAGCUGAUAGAUAUUUAGCAAAAAACCCUCAAGAUGGAAGAUCAUGGGGAAUACUGGGAUUCAUCCAUAAGGAAGAAGGAGAGAAGAUCAGGGCCAUUGAAUGCUACGAGAAAGCUCUACAGUUUAAAAGCAAUGAUGAAUACCUCAGUGCUCUAUGUGAGCUGAGGCUGUCGUUGUAAAAGAAUUACAGAAAUAACUAACAGUUUGGAGGAAGACCAUGCCUGAAGGUCCUGCUCCUUCCUGUAUUAUCCAGUAAUGUCCAAUUUCCAUCUAUGCUAUUCAUUUCCUUUAACUAAGUUUCUGAACCAUCUCUCCUUCCCAUCCAGUCUGUGUUCCUUUGUCAAGUGGGGGGCUGGGGUUUGGAGGUCCAGCUUUCAAGCUUAAAGCAGAAGUUGCCCAGAUCUCCAGCUACAGUUGUGUGAUCUCUUCUUAUACUACAACCAAUAAUAUUCACUUUGAUGUAGGAGUAAAACAGUAAAAAUGGGCUACAAUGUUCUACUUCAUACCUUAAUGUAAACACUUGUAAAUGCUUUAUUUGUAUAUUGUCAUGUGGUUCCUUUCAUGUACCUAAAUAUUCAUUUCAGUGACUUACAACAGUGAGGAGGUUUACCUGAAGAGUAUUUAUGACCUUGUAGUUGAUUUGGAAACUGUAUUUCAGUGAAGGAAGUGAGGAGGACAGCUAGAGUUAAUGUAAAUCUUCAGUAUGGCAAACAUAACCAUGAAAAUGAUUAGUUUAAAGAUACAGAUCACUUAUCUGGCUGGUACAGUCAUACACAAAAGAUGGAAGACCCCUGGUCAAAUUACACUGAUUCCAAAUCACGUAGUUGAUUUUUUAAGUGAAAAUAGGUUAACAUGUCCUCUACAGGGAAUAAAUGUAAACAUUUCAUUUCCCUUCUGAUUUUAGUGCAUAAUUCUAUUUUAUGUUCUUUUUUUGCUGAGUUUUACAUUUGACAAAAAUAAAGCAUAACUUUUGCACAAAGCACUUUGUUUUAUUUUUGAUGUAAAAUUCAGCAAAUGAACAGUAAUUGUGGUAUUAUGCAGAAUGAUGUGCCCUGCAGAGAAUUUGUUAAUUUAUUGUCACUUAGGAAAUCCACAGGCGCCUUUUUGCAUGCAACUGUACCUUCAUAAAGUUUUAAGGCUUUGUCCAACCUUUCCCAUUAACCUCAGCUGUAAACUUUAUGGGGGACUUUUUCAGUAGAAUCACCACUAAAUCAUUUUAAGUGCCUGUGAUGACUGGCUUACACGUCAUUACAGUGCUUUUUAUGUUAUUUUUUUAGCAUUGUAAGUGUUUACAAACAUUUUAACCAGUGAUGUCUUGAGGUGAGCUGUGCACUUUAUUUUAACAGAAAUAAAAGUCAUUUUAAGAUGAAUCAUAGCAUAUGUUAUCUGUCAAUAUAGUUCUCUGUAUUGGUCUUCUAAAAAUGUCUUACAAAAUAAUUACAGUUCAUUAUCUGUGUUUACUGUAAAAUACAUUUCAGACUUGUCUUUCAUGGAAGAAAAAGCACUACUCGUUCAUACAAACGGUCACAGAACAUUAACAUGCUAUUUGUAUUCAGACCUGGUCUUCAUCUUGCAUUGUAACACAGAAUCUAGGGCUGGGCGAUAAAACGAUAACGAUAAUUAUCGCGAUAUAACUUUUCCUUGAUAGAGUGAUACGACAUGUUUGAUAAAUGUUCGAUAUAAUACACC
Molecule: messenger RNA, 3346 nt
Organism: Colossoma macropomum (tambaqui)
Lineage: Eukaryota; Metazoa; Chordata; Actinopteri; Characiformes; Serrasalmidae
Product: interferon-induced protein with tetratricopeptide repeats 5-like
Exons: 2
Coding region: 388-1836 (482 amino acids)
Biological process (GO): defense response to virus
Cellular component (GO): cytosol
Molecular function (GO): protein binding
Source: RefSeq, a predicted model, not a curated record